Molecule: messenger RNA, 428 nt
Organism: Thalassophryne amazonica
Lineage: Eukaryota; Metazoa; Chordata; Actinopteri; Batrachoidiformes; Batrachoididae
Product: rhomboid-related protein 4-like
Exons: 4
Coding region: 73-399 (108 amino acids)
Source: RefSeq, a predicted model, not a curated record
ACCUCUUUCAUUGGCCAUUUGUCAGGCAUCAUUGUGGGUCUCCUCUACACCACUGGGCCACUGAAGGCCAUCAUGAUGACGUGUGCAGGGCUUGUGAUGUCAUUUGGAUACCACACCCAGCCACCGACAUACUACAGCUCAUCAGGUUCCACUGGUACAGGUGGCCGUUACUCUGGAGGCCAACCUCAAACAAGGGACUAUACAUCAAAUCACAUGGCGUCUUACACAGGUGGACUAACAGAGGAGGAGCAGCUGGAGGCAGCCAUCAGAAACAGUAUGAAUGACAGAGUGCGCACCAAUGAGAGGGGAGCUCCUCCUCCUUAUGGUUUCCAUGUGUCUGAGGAGCCGAUGACAGCUGACGAACUGAGGAGACGACGACUGACCAGGUUUGACAGAUGAAUAUGCACAUGAGUUGAUGAAGAGACAGA